This is a messenger RNA of Schistosoma rodhaini, 1539 nucleotides long. Lineage: Eukaryota; Metazoa; Platyhelminthes; Trematoda; Strigeidida; Schistosomatidae. The record is from the annotation of a GenBank genome assembly.
GGAUUGUUGGCGCCAUACUGUACUGCUGCGUUACAUGUUCCUACUUUCGGUGAUAUAAUCCGUGUUUGUGGCUACACUACUGUAUUAUGAUUGAUGAUAUUACUAAUACGAUUCCUCAGUUAACACAUGGUCUUCAUAAAGGUCAGAUGGGAAGAAUCGCUAUAGUAGGAGGAUCAAAAGAGUCAGUUCAUGCAUGUAUUGUUGAUAGCUAUCAGAUAUACUGGAGCACCAUACUUUUCCGCUAUUAGUGCUUUGCAUUGUGGUGCUGAUUUAGUUCAUGUAGUAUGUUCUGCUUCUUCCUCUCCUGUUAUCAAGUCAUAUAGUCCUGAAUUGAUCGUUCAUCCUGUUCUAGAUGGAAUUCUAGCAGAAGCGACCAAAUGUAUGGACAGAGUUCAUGCAAUUACAUUUGGACCUGGUCUGGGACUAACGGAGAACGUUGAAAAUACCACAAAACUGAUAGAUUAUUGCAGAAAAUCUAACAAGCCUAUUGUCAUUGAUGCUGAUGCUUUGAAUAUCGUUACUCAAAAUCCAUCACUCAUAGAAGGUUAUGAUAAGACUAUUCUUACUCCAAACGUUGUUGAGUUUUCAAGGUUAUAUUAUUCUGUGUUUUCAUCUCAACCAUAUGAUACCAAAGAUGCGACAAGAUCUCUUGCUGAAAAACUUGGUGUCACUAUUGUCCAUAAAGGUCCUACAGAUAUUAUAUCAAAUGGUCAAACAAGUUAUUAUAUUGCAACAAAAGUAUGGGCAGCAAAUGUUUGAGAAUUUCUAUGUUUAAAUAGAAUGACCUGCUUGUAAAGAGCUAUCCUGUUAAUAAAUUCACCUACAGACACAUGCCUAUUAAUAUUGAACUCACUUAGAAAUUUGCUUCCAACCUCUUUAAUUUCAUCAUUACAAUUAUAUUCAUCACUCCAUCUUGAUUUUUGAUUAUAUUUAAUAAAAGCUGUACAGUGUGUGGAUCAGGGAUCACCUCGCAGAUGCGGUGGACAGGGCGACAUUUUAUCUGGUACAAUGUCAGUCUUCAACUACUGGUUUCAUCAACUUAAAGAUAACAACCAGAAUCUGUUUACAGCUACUAUUGGAGCUGCAUUUGCAGCUUGUUCUCUUACACGAAAAUGUUCACAAUUGGCAUACGCUAAAUACGGUCGUUCUAUGAUAACUACGCAAAUGUUGCCAGAAAUACAUCAUGCAUUCGAACAACUAUUCACUAAAACGUCAAUUACAUAAAAUAUCACGCUUUUCUGUAUUCUAAACAAACCCAAUUGAGUUGUUUUCAUCAAAUAUGUAUUAAAUUUGUGCUGUAAUUGAUUAACAUUAGGUAUUUUCGACUGCAUUCAAGUUUCAUACUCUGUAAUCAACUCUAUCAAGUAUUCUAACCAGUUUUUAUUAAACCCAUAUAUGAAAAGAAGUCCUUCCUGUAACUUUAUUCUCAAAGCUAUACAAUUGCAAAUACAUACCAUUUUUCCACUAAAUACGAAUAUUUCUCAAUAACAAAACUGUAAGACGUUACUUGAUGAAUCGUCAUGGAAAUUAACAAAUAAG